Molecule: messenger RNA, 2221 nt
Organism: Papaver somniferum (opium poppy)
Lineage: Eukaryota; Viridiplantae; Streptophyta; Magnoliopsida; Ranunculales; Papaveraceae
Product: probable leucine-rich repeat receptor-like protein kinase At1g35710
Exons: 1
Coding region: 127-2181 (684 amino acids)
Molecular function (GO): protein binding
Source: RefSeq, a predicted model, not a curated record
UACACAUAUCACUGAAAGAAAACCUUUCACAUUAUCACAUUAGCAAAAAACCUGUAAUUCCAUGUGCAUAAAAACACAUAAUCAUUCUUCUUUCUUCUUCCUCCCCCAAUUACAUACUACCAAAAAAUGAUCCUAAUAUCAGAAGUUGCCGUUGAUGUUUUGUUAGUGUUGCUUGUGUUUGUUUCUUCUUCUAAAUUACAUAUCUCAGUCUCCGGUUCUUCGUUUAGUUCAAUUGGGGAAAAACAGGUACAACUAGAUGGAGAGGUAGAAUCUCUUCUACAAUGGAAAUCAACUCUUAUGAACCAAACUUCUUCUCUCCUUCCAUCUUGGAACAGAAAUUCUACUAAUGGUACAAUCAGUCAAUGCAAAUGGUACGGAAUCACUUGUAACAGCGAGGGAAGUGUCACGGAAUUGAAUCUUGCAGGUAUGGGUUUACAAGGUGCACUCCAUGAUUUUAACUUCACAUCUUUUGCCAACUUUGUUAGUCUUGACUUAAGCGAAAACAAACUCUCCGGGUUCAUUCCUUCUCAAAUUGGUAAUCUUUCAAAACUCACUCAUCUUACUCUUUCCAAUAAUCUAAUUAGUGGACUAAUUCCUCAACAAAUUGGAAAUUUGCAUUCUCUUACUAAUCUGUGGUUAUCUUUUAACCAACUGAAUGGUUCUAUGCCUGCUUCAAUAUGCAAUCUAACAAACUUGAUCAGCUUAUCGGUCCGUGCAAAUAACCUUUCGGGCAUCAUUCCUCGAGAAAUCGGAAAUUUAAGGUCUCUUAGUGCUUUGAUUUUAUCCUCCAAUACUUUCACUGGUUCUAUCCCUUCUUCUUUAACUGACUUGACUGCCUUGCGUCGUCUCUUUCUUUACGAAAAUCAUCUCACUGGUUCGAUCCCUCAUGAUAUAGGAAAUUUAAGGUCUCUUUAUCACUUAUCUUUGUAUAUGAAUAAACUAACUGGCUCAGUUCCUACUUCUGUGGGUAAUUUGAGAAACGUAACUCAAUUUUCUCUUUCUGACAAUCAAUUAUCUGGGUCAUUACCAUCAGAGUUCGGAAAUCUAACCAUGUUGACGCUACUUUCUUUGGAUAGUAACUCUCUUUCGGGGAGUAUACCUGCUAGUAUAGGGUACUGCAUCGAGCUUACAUAUCUAAAUCUUGGCAACAACAAUUUUUCUGGAGGUAUUCCAAAUGAGCUUGCAAAUGCAGGAUUACUGGAAUAUUUGCAACUAAAUGACAACAACCUCAGUGGUUCUCUUUCUAGUUCAUUCGGUAAACUUCAGCACUUGAAAGUUCUCAUUUUAGCGGACAACUAUAUUGAAGGCAAUAUACCUUCUGAGUUUUGUUCACUUCAUGACCUUCAGAUCCUUUCCCUGAGGUCAAACAAGUUCAACGGUUCUAUUCCUGAAGAGAUUACUAAGUUGUACCAACUCCGUAUUUUGGACUUGUCUCAAAACAAUCUCACUGGCCUAAUUCCUAAGAAUGUCGGGAAUCUAAAGAAGUUAUUAACUAUACUAGAUGAUAUAUCUACCAUUACUUAUUAUGCCUCUGAGGAUGUGAAAUUGAAUAUGGUGAUCAAAGGGAUCAGUGCUCCGCUUGCGAUAUUCUUAAGUUAUAACUCGGCGAUUGAUUUAUCAUCUAACAAUCUUACCGGAAACAUUCCAAAAGAGAUAGGUUUGUUAAAAGGACUUUAUAUGCUUAAUCUGUCACACAAUCAUUUCUCGGGUGAUAUUCCAGCCAGUGUGGGAGAUAUGUCUGGUUUAGAGUCUUUGGAUUUAAGUUGGAAUAAAUUGUCUGGAAAUAUCCCCCAGUCUUUGACAUCAAUGGAUUCUCUUGGUUUCAUGAACUUAUCUUACAACAAGUUGAGUGGAAAGAUUCCAGAAGGAACUCACUUUGAGACUUUGAGUUGGGAUGGUUCAGUUUUCAUUGGGAACGAUUUAUUAUGCGGUACACCUACGAUAAAUGUUUGCAAGGGCGAUCAGAACAUUGGCUCUACACAUGCAGUGGAAAAAGAUGACCAGGAGGAUGCGAAUGAGAGACUACUGUUUUACGGUGUUAUUGCAAUGGGAUUUGUAGCUGGAUUUUGGGGUUUAUUUUUAGUUUUGCUUCUUAGAAAAGAGGAAUGGUGGACAGCGUACUGGAGGAAUGUUGAUUCUGUUGCAGUCGCAAUUACCCGUCAUAAUAAAAAAAAAUUGUAGCAUGCAAUCAAAUUUCUCUUAUAUAUUAUCCUCAUUGAUA